This is a messenger RNA of Oncorhynchus masou masou (cherry salmon), 1810 nucleotides long. RefSeq names its product C-type lectin domain family 4 member E-like. The transcript has 8 exons. Lineage: Eukaryota; Metazoa; Chordata; Actinopteri; Salmoniformes; Salmonidae. The record is from RefSeq and is a predicted model, not a curated record. Bases 29 to 787 code for a protein of 252 amino acids.
GCACUUUGCAGGGAGAAGACACAUCUAGAUGCACAGGCUGAGGUUAGAAGUAAAAGUUACUGUAUUUGAUCACAAGUGUGUUAAGAUGUCAGAGGGAGUCUAUAAAAACUCAGAUGGAUUUGAAGACGAUGAGCCUGAUGCAAUGAAGAACACAGACAUUGAUGACCAAAUAUAUACCAAUGUAAGAGCCUUCAUGUCCAGUCCAAGAGAUGGAGUUGUUGUUUCAGUACAUUUUCAGUGGUGGAAGAGACCCUCUGGAGUUGCUGCAGUGUGUCUGGGGCUGCUGUGUGUUCUCCUAUUGGCUGGGAUCAUAGGCCUGUCUGUCUACUAUGGAGUCAUUGGUGAUCACGACUCAACAGAGAAAGACCAGCUACAGACCAGAUACAACAACCUGACUAAAGAGAGAGACCAGCUACAGACCAGUUACAACAACCUGACUAAAGAGAGAGACCAGCUACAGAAAGAGAAAGAUGAUGUCAUGUCAAAGUCAUCUAAUCUGAAACAAACCUGUCCAGAAGGCUGGCAUAAGUUUGAAUCCAGUUGGUACUUCCUGUUUACUAAGGCUAAAACCUGGGAGGAGAGCAGACAGGAAUGUCUGGAGAGAGGAGCAGACCUGGUGAUCAUAAACAGUGAAAAGGAACAGAAGUUUCUCUUCAACCUCAACAGUAGUUUUUGGAUUGGUCUGACUGACUCUGUUACUGUGGGGACCUGGAAAUGGGUGGACGGAAACCCACUGACCACUACAAGAUUGACUGUUAUAACUACAUCUGUCUGCUGGAGGUUCUGAAGGAUGGAAGGAUCUACGUCUGUGGCUCCUACGCCUACAAUCCCAAGUGUGCUUUCAUAAUGGAGUGCUGUACACCGCCUCCCCUUCUAACUUCCUGGGCACGAUGUUUGACAUCACCAGGGCAACAGGUCAAGAGGUGCACGUGCAUCAGUCCAUCAACUGGCUCAGUGUUUGUUGUUCCCCUGAGGUGAAGGAGCUGCGUGUGAAGAAGGGCCUGGUGGUCCUCCUCCCCUGUGACCACCCCCACCUCUCCCCUCUCCCCUGCGUCUGGGAGCACCCCCAGGGCCGCCACACCCUGCAGCACCACUCCCACCUGGAGGUCACCGUCUCCGGAUCCAGCCUGGGCCUCUACUCCUGCCACUGCCUAGUCCAGGGUAACAAAUCCUUGGGUAGUGAGGCCUGCCUCACAGCCUCUUUCCAGGUGAUCAUGGAGAACCCCAGUAUCGAAGGCAGAGUGGGCCUGGAGGUCGUUGGUAGGGGUAUACAUCUCCUAUGUCCUGAUGGGGGCUGGUUGGAGCUUCAGGAGUCAUUGUGCUCCUGAAGAGGCUGUGCUGGUGAGCGGCCCAGCACACCUCAUUGGAGGACACACAUGGGAGGGGAGCCAAUCAGGGACAACAGGGGCAGGGCCCAACCUGCUAUGAGAAUCAGCUGGUGAUGAGUGGCAUGCCUGUCAGACAAUCAGGGCAGGGCACUUUGUGAAGAGAUUGAAUUGAGUGUUUUUCCAGGUACCACUUACAGACUUCUCUCUCUGUCACUCUAUUUGUUUGUUUCUUUCUCUGUCUCUCUCAUUGUCUCUAUUUCUGUCUCUCUCUCUCUCUUUCUUUGUCUCUUAUUUUGUAUCGAUUUAUGUUUUAUGUAAUUUGUAACUGGUGACCCGAUUCAGAAAACUAGGCGUAUGUCACAAGUCACAACUUGAGAGAGCUGCUUGAACUUAAACAUUUUUUUUUUAUCAAAAUGCGUUUUUGGCUAAGUAAUGCCUUCUCGAACAUGUGAACUUUCAUGUGCCUUAAUAACAAACUUGUA